AUAGUGUAGAAGAUACUAUAACAAGUACUCUACAAACAUUGUCAACAAAAAUUUACAAAUUACACGAACUUUAUCUUACUAAUGAUGCCAAUUUUAUUGUGAACAAAGAGAAAAAAAUUAAUGAUUUUAGUAAAAAUGAUAUUUCUACAAUGCCUAUUAAUGACGACAUGGAAUUUUUAGGGACAGCAGAAAUUGAAGAAGUUCUAAAUGAUAUGAAGCAGGAAGAGAUACAAAUGAUCUUGGAUCAAGAACCUACGAUUGCCAAUCUUAUAACUAAUGCUGUAACAGAAACUAGUUUUACCUCAGUACCAUAUUAUAUUGCGCAAUCAAAUAUUUUUCCUGGUUACGCAUUUAGUACUUUCUUAUUUCUUAGCUAUCCUAAUAACAGUUUGGCAAAAAAUAUCUUUAAGAAUAGUAAAAAUCAAAUGCACAAUAAAUUGAUUCGAUCUAUAAAAGAAGAUUCAUGUACUUUGGCAUGUAAUAUUGAAGAAAAAUUGCAAAGAAAAUUAAAGAAAACAUAUUGUAAACUUAAAGAUAAAUUAAGUAAAGAAUAUAACAAGGAAAUAAAAGAGGCUAGAGCUACAAUUAAGGAACAUAUAAAGAAAACUUCUAAACACACUUCAAAAAAAGUUUGUACAUUACCGUGUGCAAACAAAAACAAACAAACAACUGAAAUAAAAUCUAUAUUAAAAACCAAAUUAAUGAAUAAAUAUUCACACAUAAACGGAACAAGGUUUAAAACUAAUUGUACAAAAUCUAUGAAAAAAUUAAUUGAAGGUAGUAAGUUUUCCACUCACUCAAUAUCCACUCGUAGAAUUCAGACGCCAGAAGAUGAGUUUUCAAUGAUUUCAACAUUUGAGAAAUUAUUAGAUAGAUCGAAUGGAAACAAUAUGAUGGAAAAUAUCAUAUUAACAACUCAAAGCAAUUUUGAAAAUACAGGUUUAAGAAAGUUUGCUAAACGAAAUCCCAAAUCUCACUUUAUUCCAGAAGAAAAUAAUACUGAAUAUUUUUACAAAGAUGGUGUGAAAAUACCUGACAGCGUGGAGUAUACAGAUUGUGAUAAUAAUGUAGAUAAUCUAACUGCUACUGACAAAAUUACUGAAAAAUACGAUCGAUCUCAAGUAACUGCAGAUGCAAAUUACCAAGCUCUUAGCAACAAGAUCUCUUUUAAUGAUUACGUUAAUGGAUAUAAGUAUUACUUGAAUUUUCAGAAAGACAAUGACGAUGAAAAAUAUUCCAAUCUUGUUCGAUAUCAAGCCCACAAACAUCACAAUGUAGAUGAUAUAGGAAAAUUUAUACUGACAAAAAUUCCACGAUUACCAAGUACAAGGAUUAAAAGAUAUUUUGUAGAGUCUGAAACUUUAGAAGAUCAAGAUGUUUCGACGAAAAGUGAAGAUUCUUGGUUCAAAAAACAUUUUUUUGCAUAUUUGGAUACAAAUCCCCCGCGGAAAUUCCACACGUCGCAGACUGUUUCCCUCAAAGCUCCAGACUUGCAGACGACUGAACGAACUACAACUAGAGCUAUAACUAUGUAUACACAUAAGAAAAUAACACUACCACAAGCUAAAAACAUAAUUCUAACACGACGUCAUAGACGAAAUAAUCUUCCAUCAAAUUCAAACUCUGAACAUCAUGUACAAGACAAUACACUACAGUUUUGUGAAACAUGUAGAAGAAAGAAAAAAUCUUAUAAUAAUGGGCAUAAUCCAAGAAAAAGCGAGUCACCUAUUAAUGAUGAAAUGAAGGAAAAGCAAAAAUUUUAUGAAAAGUUAUCCAAGCAUAAAAUUUGUAAAAAAAAGAUACCCAAUAAGAAAGAUUACAAAGAAAAAGUUAAAAAUCUGUCAAGCAUAAGUCACAGAAAAAAUGGUUUUGUUAAUAUUGAUUUAGUUCAUAGAUCAACCGGAAUCGUAAAAUUAAAUAAAAAUAACAAAGGAAAAAGUAAAAUACAAAAUCUUUUUAAGAAACUCCAUAUAAAUCGACAUCAACCCAGAAUAUUUGAAAAAGAUAAAAGUAAUCGUAAACAGCGACAUAUUUUUGAGAGCCUAAAAAAUAUUUUUCGUGAAAAACCAAAACAAGAAAUGAAAAAUGGACUUAAAUUUUUUGAUUAUAAAAUAGUGACAUCAAAAGAAAGACCAGAAGAAUAUAAUAAUUUAAAUUCCCUAAAUUUUUUAAAUGUUGAAGACAUAUGGAAACAAAUACCAACUAUUACUGGAGAUUUUACAUAUCCAUACUAUUUUUUACAUCCUGAAGUAUAUAAUAAUGAGAGGUUAUUUUAUAGUAGACAACCGAAGUUUGAUUUGAAAACUAAAAGUAUUUCUUUUUUAUCAGGAAAAAGCUUUCCACAUUUCGAGGAGAAUAGAGAUGAUGUUUUUGAUGUAAAUAUUAUAACAGAUUACACGAAUAAGCCUGAACCUGCAUUUACUGUACACAUGAAAGCUAUUAACAAUCCAACAUUAGUGAAUAUGUUAGCUAAUAAGAAAAAUGCAGUGGGUAACAUUAAUAUGAAACAGACAGCUGAAAAAGAUCAACCAAUUGAAGAUCAUUUAAAAAAGUCAAACAAAAAUAAAUUAUAUUCUAUAAAUAAACAAACGCAAGAAAAGAAUUAUGACUUGGAUAAAGACAUUGAAAAUAAGCAAUCUCAGUCAAUUUUUCAACCAGCACGUUAUUUUAAGAACUACAUGACCGAAAGAUAUGUAUCUGGUAAACCAAUUUUAAAAUCAACAAAAAAGGUAAAUCCUGGUAAUCAACAAAACAAAGAUGAAACGAAACAACGCAACAAAUCAGUUAUUGAGCAAUGGGUACCCAUAAAUAAAGUAACAAAAAUAAUAUGCCAUACAGUACCGUUUCCUUUUUCUGUGUCUAUGUCUACAAAAGGAAGAAAUCACACCUCAAAUAAAUUAUUUCAAUAUCAUAGUGGAAAAAUCAAUGAUGAUGAUUCUUAUACAUUAAAAAGGAGGCAAAACAAAGGUAUUUACAACACUAAAAUCUCUAAACCUUCGAUAAGUUCAAUAGCACGAGUGAAUGCGCUGCCUGAACAAUAUUUUACAACGUUUUUACCAAUGCAGAUAAAUGACUUUCAUAAGUUUUUGAAAGAAAAAGAAAUUGACGUUGAGUCUGUUACAACACCUCUAAUGAAUUCGUUGCCUAGAAGUCUUGAUUUGUGGAAUACUAAAAUAAUCAAUUCUAAAUCAAAAAUCAAAGAAAGUAUGGACAGCACGAAAAAAUAUAUUUCGCGGAAACCAACACGCAACUCUCAAAGCCUAGAUUUUUUACUUUCCCCUCAUCAAAAUCAAAAGAAUGAAUUGGAAUUUGGAGAAAGUGUCAACAUGAUUAAUCAUAAUCAAUUUGAGAACUCUCGAAACCAGAAAAGUAUAUACGAUAGAUUAAAAAGAAUUAAAAGUGUCACCGGGAAUUACGUGGGAAACAUUUUAAGAUCUCAAAAAUAUCUAAAUAAUAUUGAUCUGGACGACAAAAUGUUUGAUGAAGAUACCAAGACGUUUGUCACAGAAAAAAUAAAACAUCAAAACGAUUACUUUACUUUAAAUGAUAAAGUGUCUGAUAAAGAUUUACAAUUAUACUUAUCUAGGCCGAAUAAAAAUAGAGAUCCACUUAAAUUCUCUCAUAUGUCAACCAAAAGAUAUUUUCCAAAAUAUUUUAAUAAUAAUAUUACAAAAAAACCAGAAAGAGUCCAAAUAAGUGGUCAUAGUUAUAAAUAUGAUAUUAUUUAUCAUAAACCACUGUUACAUCUUAAGGAACAGAAUAGUGAUGACAAACAUUACGCUGAUAGUUUAAUAAGGAAUUUUGAUGAUGACGAUACCUAUUCAUCUGUCAUUGAAAAGCCAAAAGUCCAUAAUAUAAGAAAGACUUCAAGCCAUCAAAGCCAAAGAGGUACAAUGAAAUUACGCAAAGCACUAUUGUCAAAUGCUGCAAGUAAAAAGCAGGUAAAAAGAAGAAAAUGUAAAUUAUUUCAUACAAAGGCUUGCAAAGAAGAUAUUCAAAAUAAGGUAAUAAUUAAGAACAUUAAAAACAGGAACAUUUCUAGUAUAAUUCAUGAGAAGACAAAACAAUUAUUGCCAGAUAUUAAAAAUUAUGAUGACCCAAAAGUCUAUUUUGAGUCCAAGCCUCUACAUAAAUCUAUGAAGCAAAAAAAUGCAGUGUCCGAUAGAAUAAUAUCCAAGCAUGAAAAACGUAGCGCACAAAUAGAAACAUUUACAGCUACGGAUGUUGCUGCCAUAGAAGUUGUGGUAGAUUUAAUGAAAAACACUCCAACCUAUGACGGCAAAGACGGUAGCAUAAAAACAUAUUUUGAUAACUCCGAUCAACCUGCACAUCAUCCGGUAUCAAUGUCUCCUAAAGAAGGACAUGUUUCAAAUUCGAUACAAGUUCAUAUUGCUAUUCCUCAUAAUACUGAUGACAAGAAACGGUCGUUAGAACCAGUUAGAUUAAGAAAAGUUUUCUCUGCUGUUAUGUCUACUCCAGUUGAUUUAGAAUAUCAAAUACAUUCACUAGAGGAAACUACCACAGCGCAAACAUCCAUUGUACGAGAUAUUUUGACUCCAGGCCUGUAUUUAUUAGUUGAAAAUACUAAUAUAUCCUGUCCUGAAGGAAACUUUCUACUAAAACCAAUCAGAACGUCUUUAAAACCAUCCAAGUUGGCAAUUAGAUAUGUGACUAGUGUCACUGAAAAAAAGAAUAGCAGCCCAUCAUCCGUCAAUAUAGAAAGAGUAUCAUUUGAUAAAGAUUUCAUAGAUGCUGUAUAUAAAGCAAUACAAAUUAAUGGAAACAAUUCAUUCAACAAUACUUAUAGUAAAACAAGGCGUAGUUUACCUACAGAGGUAGAAAAAGAAAAUACAGGAAUUCGUAGUUUAGUUCUAGAAAAGAAAAGAAAUAUUAACUGGAACUUAAUUAAAAAAUAUUUUGGCCAUGAUAAAGUAUGCCACUGUCGGUGUAAAGCAAAUCAAACGAUGUGUCGAGAGUGUGUCGCAUGCAAUGCUAUCAUAACUGAAUUAAUGUUUGAAUUGGAAAACUUAGCUGAGUAUAUGAAACAGCAUUGUACAGAGAUACAGACUUUUUUCUGGGUAAAUCCAUCAGGGGGAAGAAAAUUACGUGAUCUCAUACAUCGUAUCGACAAAACUUUAAACGAUUAUUACAGAAGGGUCAAAGGAAAAUGUCAAGGUCGUACUUGUCAAAUGAUUUCAUCUAGUAUUGAUAAACGAAGUUUGAAUCGUUUGUGUGAUAAUAAUUUAUUUAAUAGAUUGAGCGAACUAGCCGAUAAUUUAGAAAAUGUAUCAAAGUAUAAAAUAUUCAAUGAAGAAAUUUUAAUGUCAGGCACCAAGUUGUUAAAUGUGGCUAAACGUUGUAUGCUAACACGCUUACAUAAAAGAUCAGGCAGAAAUACAAUUACGAAACCACCACUUGAUACAACCAUAUUGUAUUCACUUAGCAAUAUCAAAGUAAAUUUAAUAUGCAAUAAAGAUUUUACAAAACCUAUAUUUGGAGCUGGAAAUACUAUUUCCAGUGGUUGUGAAAACAAUACUAAUUCAGAAUUAUACUUUGGUGACGGAGAAAUGAAAAAGAUGAAGGAAUACAGAAAAGGCAUAAAAGCCUUUUUAAAAAAUUGCUUUAUAAAAAAGAAAAGUCGAAAGAAGAUUCAAGGUGCGAAAAAUAGAGUCAUUAGAAACUGGACAGCAAAAGAUCAAUUUGCUAAACCUUUACUACUAAUUAAUCAAAAACCUAUAGAAUCUAAUGUUGGCAAAGUGACUAAACAUGGUAGAAAAUCUCUCGAUACUUUAGAAAAUCCAAAUUUUAUAUCAAAUAAAACACAUAAAGAGGAAAACAUAACAAUAUCGGAAAACGACGAAGUUGAACAAUAUACAAAUGACUACAAAUAUAAAAAUAACAAUGAAAUAAAUGGUUAUAUGGUAGAUACAGACUCUUUUAGUUACAAUAUGAAUGAACUUUUUAGGUUACUCAAUAAUGUAGAUGCGCUUGAAGCUUACACUACAAAAAGUAUUUUUUAUUUAAAUGAGAAUGUCACAAAAAAAGCAUCGCUUGGUAGUGAAAUUGGAACUAAAACAGCAUAUACUUGGAGUAAAUUGAAAACUGAAAAUAAACCAAAGCAGAAUUUGAAAGUUUCAAGUAAUAUUUCAUCUAAAUCUACUUUAGUAACAAAAAGGGGCAAACACAGAAACAAUGGAUCCAGAACAAAAUGUUUAAAUAAAGCUACGAAAUUAAAUUUUCUUAAUCGACUCAAAUUACUAGAGUUUCUUCUUAAAAAAGAUCAAGUAAAGAAUAAGACGAAUUCUCCAUUUACAACUCCAUCUGAAAAUCGCCGUUUACAAAGUCACAUAUCUAAAUAUACAAAGCAUCAAUCACAAACGGAAAAGAAAAAAAUUACAACUUCACCUUUAUUAAUUAAUAUGGAUGAUGAUAACAAUACAUUUUCUAAUGAGCUAACAACGACAAGAAGAUCAUUUAAAAAACUCCAUAGUAAAAAUGCAUCUUUUUUGUCAAUUCCAAUGUCUAUACCAAAUUUGAUUCAAGACAAAAAAGUAAAACCAGAUAAUAUGGAAGGAUCCUCAGAGAAUAUUAAAGACACACAGUUUGAAAGUCUUAAUCACUCAACUAAUAAUUGUAAAUCUGGGACUCAAAAAACAAAUAAAGACUACACAUUUAAUUACAAAAAUAUACUUCAAAGUUUGAAAAAUAUACAUAAUAACAAUAUCUUCAAUUAUACAAUUUUUGAUACUGAACCCAAAAAUUACAAAGGCAUUGUGAGUAAAAUUGCCGACCAGUUUGUUAUAAAGAUACUUCCGGAUCGUGAGAUUAAUAAGGGAAGUCAGAAAUGCCAUAAUUGUACAUAUACAACAACAAGCAAGCAUAAUAAUGGUAAAAGUUGUUUGCAAUCAGUUGAAAAGAAUCAUGAAAAUAUAUCAAAAAGUCAUAAAGAUGAAGCGAAGCCGCAAAGCACUUUAACAGCCCUGAUACAAAGUACAGCAUCAAAGACGAUCCAAGAAAAAAAUUAUAAGGAUAAGAUGAAAGAAAAAGAUACUCAAAAUACUAGUAACUUUAGUUUGAAAGAGGCGGAUGACAGAAAUAAUAUAUGCGAUAUUGCUGCUACAAUAAACCAUGUUGAGAAAAUGCACGACAGCAUGCCUAAGGAAGACUUUGAACAGUAUGUAAAAAGUUUAUCGUGUCAUAAAUACAAAAACAUGCCAAGAUACAUUUCUAUCAAAUACAAUACAAUAACAAAACACACAAAAUACCAUCGUAAACGUAAAACAUGUAGGAAAGAUUACAAAAAUAUACUGAAAUGGGAUUGGAUACGAGAUAAACGAUCUUUAAUAGUCGAUGAUACAAGAGUUGAACUUGAUGAUUAUGAAGAUAAUGAAAAAUCUAAUAAUACAGAGCCACAUAAGGCAGCUCACGAUGUUUGGCAUAAUAACGCACAUAAAAAAUACAGUUCACAUGGUUCAAAUAAAAAAGAUAAUAAAUCGAUUGAAAUUAUAACUAUCCGUGAUAAACAUAACCAAAAAUAUUUUGAUGAUAGUAAGCAUCGAGUUAGAAAAAGAUCUUUACUUUCUUUAAAUAGUUCGCGUAAUGAAAAAGACUAUCACCGCGCUAUUGAUCAUAAUAAAAGAACUGGUUUGAAAGAACCAUUUUACGAGCUAUAUUUCAAAAGAAAAGGUGGUAUUUAUCAGCAAAGUUAUGAUAGAAGAAAGCGGUCGAAUAUGAAUAAUUUAACUGAUCUAAGACGAGACUUGCAAAAUUUACCACCAUUGCGUCCACUCUCUGAUGAAAUUUUCGUAACGAUGGGGGAUCCAGUUACACUUGAUUGCCAUCAACCAGGUAACAGACCCAAUUAUUCCGUGUCCGACUACAUUUGGAACACUGAGCGCGAUGAAAUGCUUGACCAUGAAAAUAUUGUAGUCGAUGGAUCUAAAGUAUUUAUAAGAGACGUGGCCGCAAAAAACUUUGGAACUUAUGUUUGUAGUAAAGGUAAUGCAGUUAUACGAAGUCUUAAAGUAACUAUUAUCAGUAUCCCUAGCUUUAAUAUAGUUUUCACGCCUGUCUAUCGAACUGACUCAGCUUGCACGUACAAAGAACUCAAGGCAGUACAGAUGUUGAAUUCGGAAAUAUCACGAGAAUGUUGUGGAAAAUAUUGUUCAGUGAGGAUAGAUGAACCUAUUUGCCUCAAGGACAGGGAAGAUGAAUCAUCUUAUCUAAGACCUAUAGUAGUGAUAUCAUUGAAUGCGAUACCUAAUAUAAGCUGUAGUUGCGAAUGCAAGAGGAAUUUACAGUGUUCUAUAACAAGGUUACUUGUAAGCAACAUGCCGUCUUUAGCAUUUGUAAAAGUUCUGAUAAUAUUUGAUAGUAUGAGCACUAAUAAAACUUUGACACCCUUACAUGGUUCUAAAAGGAGAUCUUUUGUAACACAUACAUUAAGAAGAAAAGAUUCAAAUGGUCAUUAUGAAUAUCGUAAUAUCGCCGCGCGUAUGGAUCCUGGAAAUUUUGACCUGGUCCUACUUUGUCCUGCUGGAUUUUAUCUCAUUUCUGAGCAAAAGAUUUGUGUCGUCUGUCCUUCUAACACAUUUUCCGAAGAAGGUGCCAAUAUAUGCAGAACUUGUCCGCAAGGUACUCGGGCUGCACCUGGUUCAAAAUUUUGUCGCUUGCAACAUCUACGCUGGGGGCGAUUUGUUUGGAAUGCAAAUGAAUGGAGCAUAGCAACGUUUUUCGCCCUCGCAUUGAGUGCUUUUGCUAUUUGUUACGGUGCUAUCUAUUUGUUAUGGCGACGUGCGUGCCGGUCGCAAGGGAAUAAUACCUGCAACUCCCGUGGGAAUACUAGGCUAGGUAGAACGAAACCUUGCCAGAAAAGUCCUAGAAGACGUUCAGGGUCACCAUCCCAUGUAAUUCUCAGCCGUUUACUACGUGGGUCGAUGACCUCGUCACGAGCUACAGAUUCUCAAGAGAACCGAUUUGAAUUGUGGAAAGAGAAAAAUACACUUCCGCCUUUGCCACCCAUUGACUUUGACUUGUGAAAUUAUGGAAAUACUAAAAUAUUACGGCGAAAGUUUUAUGAAUAGAUUUCAUUUUUAUUGGUCGAUAAGAAAUGCUUUCGGGUGAGGGUGAUUUCCAAAACGCAUGCCAUAAGGCUUAUAUAAUUAGAGAACAUCUCCACCCUUCGAUACUCGUAGUAAGGGAUUAAUGCAUUCUGCAUGCGGUAUACUUCUAAGACGCAUUCCAUAUCAUGCCAUAAUGCGUCCAUUCCAUAAUGCGUCUUAGAAAUCAAAUGUCGUGCUGUCUGCGGGAUAUGCCUGCAGGGUGUAUAUUAUAGUUUCAACCGGAUUUUAUCGUUUGAUGCAAUCUUUUUGACGGCUGAGAAGUGAGCCCCAAGAACGGGACCCUGUCAAGUCAAUAAUAUUUGUUUGACUAUCACAAAUUCAAAAUAUGCCUUUGCAACACGAUUUGUGAUUAUCUUCUUAGCCGUCAAUAAGUGUAAUAAUUUACUAGUCUGACAGAGUUAUCUACCACUGAAAAUGUUAAUUUCCUUAUAUUAAGAUUUUGCAAAAGAAGGAUUUACUUUAUAGAAUACAUUCAAGAAUCUUCCACAGUUCAAGAAUUGAUUUCAUUAAUGACAAUAAUUACUAUUAUUGACAGCUGAUGCUUAUGUUAUGUAGGUAUAGAAUCUUCAAGUUUCAAUACUACUUACUGUUAUUAAGUUCUUAAUGCAAUUGCCAAUAAGGCUGUUAAGUAACUAAUAUGAAUAAAUAAUCACUUUUUAAGAAAACCUUGGCUAUUCAAAAACUUAUAUCAGAGAUUUUUGAUCAUGUUCUGAUUUGUUUUAAUUUUUUUAUCAAACAUUUUGUUCAGUAUUUGUAUCUUUUAUGCUAAACUUUUAAGUGUCCAUACUUUUAGAUAUAGCGUGUUAUUUAAGAGGGCAGUAUAGUAAUAAAUAUUUGAUAAGUGUUGUUAUUAGUGUA
Molecule: messenger RNA, 9980 nt
Organism: Maniola jurtina (meadow brown)
Lineage: Eukaryota; Metazoa; Arthropoda; Insecta; Lepidoptera; Nymphalidae
Exons: 27
Coding region: 150-9038 (2962 amino acids)
Source: RefSeq, a predicted model, not a curated record